Messenger RNA from Mollisia scopiformis, 822 nucleotides. RefSeq lists its product as uncharacterized. The record is from RefSeq and is a predicted model, not a curated record. NCBI's taxonomy places the organism in Eukaryota, Fungi, Ascomycota, Leotiomycetes, Helotiales, Mollisiaceae. Bases 1 to 822 code for a protein of 273 amino acids. The transcript is spliced from 2 exons.
AUGACCGCACUAGACAUUCGAGUACCAAAACACCGAAAACGAGGCUCACGCAAGAUCAUCUCAACAAUGUCAGACUGGGACAUCAUCAGCCAACGUGAUAUCGAGGAAGAGGUCGCAACAAUUUCGGAAGAUAGUUUCGUAAUUAUCGAGGACAAUUGCAAACACCCUUUGGGCGAUCAUCCUGUCGCAGCUGAGAACGAGAGCGAGGACUGCACAGCAGAGAGGGUAUCGGAGUGGGUUGAGACCCAAAGAGAAACCAAAGUAAAAUUCGAAACGGUGCCAGCGGCAGUGCAGGAAGAAACGCAAUCGCAAACUCCAAAGAUCCAACUCGUUAGUAUCGUUAUCACAGACUUGUCGGACGCAUCAGAUAAACCAACAGAUGGCCUCUUCAGCUUCAAGCAGCAUCCAGCGACCUGGUUUAGCUACAUGAUGAGGGCUUAUACUUAUCAAAGCCUCGAUAUUAGGAUCAUGCAAAGCGUGGGUCGAAUCUACAAUAGAUUCCGGACAUCUGGCAUUCUUCAACUCAUCGUCUGGGCGAACGUAUGUGAAUGGACUUCUCUGGAAGCAACUUUCUGGCAAAAGAUCCAGCAAGCCGCAUCGACUAUGAUGGAAGACCAGGUUUUUCUAGUGAAUCUCAAGGGAGACCUACAACUCUUCCAAGAGAAGUCUGUUCUCGACGAGAAGGCUACCAAAGAUAGGGAUGGCCAUAUCUCAGGGGGCGAAGCAUACUGCUUGAUUGACAAAUCUUUUGGGUUCGAGUAUAUGUCAUUUGAGGAUGGAAAGGCCAUGGCUACAAGCAUUAAGAGAUUCAGGAUGGCAUGA